CUCUUGCAGGAGUUACAGAAUUUGGCCUCCAAACAUCGCAACCUGGUCAUUAUCCCUCUCGAAGUUGCCAACCCUGCCAGCAUCAAGGCAGCUGCAGCCAAAGUUGGGGAGCACCUGGGGGACUCAGGACUGAACAUCCUCAUCAACAAUGCUGGAAUUGUCAAGAUAACCUUGCUUGAAAACGAGACACUGGAAGACAUGACCGAGAUUUACACCACCAACGCAGUUGGGCCUCUGCUGAUGGGCCAGGCAUUCCUGCCCUUGCUGAAGAAGGCUGCCCAGGGGAGCCCGGGCUCAGGGCUGAGCUGCAGCAAGGCAGCCAUCAUCAACAUAUCCAGCAUUGCUGGCUCCAUUGGUUCUCUUUAUGCUUGGGAGGAGAUGCAAGUUACCUCGUACCGCUGCAGCAAGGCUGCUCUGAACAUGCUGAGCAAGUGCCAGUCCCUGGCAUACAAGGAGCACGGUAUCCUCUGUCUGGCUCUCCACCCUGGCUGGGUGCAAACUGACCUGGGCAGCUCUGCUGGACAC
Molecule: messenger RNA, 525 nt
Organism: Corapipo altera (White-ruffed manakin)
Lineage: Eukaryota; Metazoa; Chordata; Aves; Passeriformes; Pipridae
Product: C-factor-like
Exons: 4
Source: RefSeq, a predicted model, not a curated record